AGUCUCCGGGUGUCGAGCCAAGGAGCCAGUCAGUCCUCACCCAGCCUCUCAGCCACUCUGCCACCUAGUCAUCCACCUCACCCUCUUUAUCCUCAAGUAAAACCGUCUCUUCAUCCACCUAAUCCACCAUGGAGGACCAGGACAGAAGCAUGUAUAGGAAAAAACAAUCCUUCGGGGAGUUCGUGUGGAAUUCGGAGACCAGCGCGUUCUUGGGCCGUACGGGGACUUCCUGGAUUAAAAUCGGUGUGUUCUACGUCAUCUUCUACCUAUGUCUGGCUGGGUUCUUUGCGCUGAUGAUGACGGUGUUCUACCAGACCCUGGACACCAACCAUCUCCCCAAGUACACCCCUGGCGGCGGCGGAUCCCUGCUCAGGAACCCAGCCAUGGGUUUCAGGCCCCUUCCAAGAGAGGAGAACGUGGAAUCGACUCUCAUUUGGUACAAGAAUGGAGACAACGAUGACAUUAAGCAUUGGGUGGAACAACUCAACCGCUUUAUUGAACCUUACGAGGGCACCAGCGAACAGAUCUCCGGCCAGCACGUGACUGAGUGUUCCGAGAGCAAGCUGCCCGGCCCCGAGGAGGUGUGCCGUUUCCAGGAUAAGUGGCUCACCGACAAGUGCCAGAAGGCUGAGAAGUGGGGAUACAACCGUGAAUCCCCAUGCAUCAUCCUCAAGCUGAACAAGAUGAUCAAGUGGGUGCCCGAGACAUACGAGAGCAUGGAGGAGCUGCCCGACAACAUGCCCGAGAGCCUCAAGGACCACAUCGAGCAGCGCAUGAACGAGAACAGCGGCAAGAUCCCCAGGAUGAUUUGGGUGUCGUGCGAGGGUGAGAACCCAGCCGACCAGGAGUACAUCGGGCCCGUCCGCUACUCCCCAUGGCAAGGGUUCCCCGCCUACUACUUCCCCUACAUGCACACCCCCGGCUACCUCCCCCCCAUCGUGGCUGUGCAGUUCGACCAGCCCAUGUCCAACGUUCUCAUCAACAUUGAGUGCCGUGCCUGGGCCAAGAACAUCGUGCAUGACCGCCAGAACCGUCUCGGCCUCGUGCACUUCGAGCUGCUGAAGGACUAAGAGGUGUGGCAGGGGCUGGUCGCUACGAGGCUGACCCACCACCACCACUAACACCAACACCAUCAACAUCAACACCAUCCUUCAGGGCAACAAAAAAGAGCGAAAUCCCUGCAAAAGAGUGUUCGAUUUCAAUGUUUUUUUAUUUUUUUACCGCGAUUCCCUCAAGACAGGUUUUGGUUGUGUUCUGAGAGAGGUUUUGAAAUGCCGUUCUUUUUUUGUUAAUUUUUUAUUCUGUUUCUAAAAGUGCGACGGACACCAGAGACAGGCUUUUCAAACGAACGUAAGAGAGAGACAGAUACGUUCCAUCAUCAUUAUUAUAAUUACUUUUACGCCUGUCUAAUUACCUGUCCUAUCAACCUACCUGUCUGCUAACGAACGCAAGCCACCUCGUUGUUGUGAAUAUAUAUAUAAACCUUUGCCAACUGUUUUGAUGUCGGUAUUUAUAUUAUCUACUAUUUUUUUCAUUUAUUUAUUCCCCUCGGCGCGCACUAAACGACGACAAAAAACCGACCCGUCAAUGUGAAUAGUCUCGCACACACACACACACUCACACGCAAAGACAUUUUAUUUUUAUUAUUAUUGAAUUUCCCGAGAGACACCACCAUCGCUUUGGGUUAGUUUGCGGUUACGAGGGAGGGGGGGACAGCCCGUACCCCCUCCCACCACCUCCACCCCCUACGCACCCACCCACACCCACCCCACACCAGAUAAGCGUGUACGAGUGGGCGGUGGGUUGUGGUAGGGGUGGCGGUGGUGCCCUUUCUGGCCGGGCGAUGGCGGGCAAACACUUAUGGCCACGGAAGGGAUGGAGUUCAAAGAGGAAAAUUUAUCGUCGGGCGGUCAAAUGAGUGUUCGUCUGUUUGUGUGUUCGUACGUGUGGCCCCAGAGUCGCCGGCGCGUUCUACUACCACGUAAGGAAUUGUUAUGAUUAUUGUGUAAUUUUCUCGUGUGUGUUCCGUGUAAAUUCUGUCGCGAGUGCGUAUCCGUAAACGUGAAUAGUCGCAUUAUACUUGUACCGCUACCUUGAGCUUCGCACGCUGACGCACCAACCAACCAACCUGUGACGAGUUAGACAGAUAGAUAGAGUGUGUGUGAGAGAGAGCGUUAACUAAGAAAACAAAGACAGAAGAUAGAGAGAGAGAGAGAGCUAGUGUGUCAUCUCCUACGAAAAUAAAGAUAGAGAAUGUAAGAGAGCGAGAGUUAACAAAGAGAAUAGAGAGAUAGACAGAGAGAGAGAGAGAGAGAAGGUGAAUUUGCUUCUACAAAAAUAUGAGACAAAAAAAACCAUGACCUAACAAAACAUGGAGAUAGACAAGAACGGAAAGACCAAAAGAUCGUCAACUUAAAAACAAAACAAAAAAAGACAGAAAUCAACAAAGACAGUUAGUUAGAGCGUUACAAAGCAGAACAAAUAAAGGAGAGGAGAAAUCUAACCCUAGCAAAUCCGUAUCAGCAGACAGAAGAAGAAGAGGAAGAAAAAGAAGAAGAAAAAAAUCACUGGUAGUCCCGUAGCAAUUCCUUGUUUAGCGUCUAAUGUAAAUAGUACCCCAAAAUAUUACACAGAGAAUAAUAAACAAAGUAUAUUUCAUGCAAACUAAGGAGACCCGGUUUUCCGACUCCCACACAAGCUGACCGAGGGAGCCGACAGUCCGAGAAUGAUCGAGAUUGAGAGACGAAGGAAGGAGGGAACGGAAGGAGGUAGGACGGAGGGAACGGAAGGUACGGUGAGGCUCUUCCGAUCAGCUGUGUGGGGUUGACGGGAGACGGUUCCGAACAGACGUUAUAAAUUGAUUCUAAAAAAAAAUGUCUCGGAGAAUGUUUUUCGACCAAGCGUUUUCCGCAAGCAAAUUGUUCUGGUUUUGAGCAAUAAAGAUCUUGACCACUUUA
This is a messenger RNA of Eriocheir sinensis (Chinese mitten crab), 2957 nucleotides long. RefSeq names its product sodium/potassium-transporting ATPase subunit beta-like. Gene Ontology annotation, molecular function: ATPase activator activity. NCBI's taxonomy places the organism in Eukaryota, Metazoa, Arthropoda, Malacostraca, Decapoda, Varunidae. The transcript is spliced from 7 exons. The record is from RefSeq and is a predicted model, not a curated record. Gene Ontology annotation, cellular component: sodium:potassium-exchanging ATPase complex. Gene Ontology annotation, biological process: sodium ion export across plasma membrane; intracellular potassium ion homeostasis; potassium ion import across plasma membrane. The coding region runs from base 129 to 1070 and encodes 313 amino acids.